Molecule: messenger RNA, 3944 nt
Organism: Bufo bufo (common toad)
Lineage: Eukaryota; Metazoa; Chordata; Amphibia; Anura; Bufonidae
Product: baculoviral IAP repeat-containing protein 1-like
Exons: 10
Coding region: 25-3906 (1293 amino acids)
Biological process (GO): detection of bacterium; inflammatory response; defense response to bacterium
Cellular component (GO): IPAF inflammasome complex
Molecular function (GO): ATP binding; cysteine-type endopeptidase inhibitor activity involved in apoptotic process
Source: RefSeq, a predicted model, not a curated record
UUUGCAUUAAAAGACUUUGAGAAGAUGGACCUAAUAAAUAUAUCAGAGUUUGAUACGUUACAAGGACUACCUUUACCUCCAUUUAUGAGUCACGUUGACUUAGAUAAAGCUGUUCGUUCGCUAGAAGAAACCCAUAGAAAGAUACGAGAGCAGCUGCCUAAACAACCCAACUACUCAAUGAGAAGUGAAAUAAAGAGACUGAAGAGCCAUUGGACUCAAGAUGAUUUUUCAGGCUGGUCCCCAACAGAGUUGGCAUCAGCUGGAUUCUUCAGAACUGGCUUGAAGAACAGUUGCCAGUGUUUCUGCUGUGGGUUGGUCCUGUGCAAGCAAUCUUCAGUCUCUACGCCACAGGAAAAGCAUAAAAAGUUUAAUCCCUCUUGUGCAUUCAUUCAGGGCAAAGAUGUUGGUAAUAUUCCAAUUUAUGAUAUUCGUGUGCAGCCAAAGGGGAUUAGUCCAAAAGAUGUCAUAGAAUCCAUGGAAGAGGAAGACGUUAGACUACAGUCCUUUACCUUUUGGCCUGUGUAUGCUUUAAUAAAACCCUGUACGCUAGCAGAGGCUGGAUUUUUCUUCACAGGAACAAGAGACAAUGUCCAGUGCUUCUCCUGUGGUGGAUGUUUAGGAAACUGGGAAGAAAAGGACGACCCCUGGAAAGAGCAUGCAAAAUGGUUUUCUAUGUGUAAAUUUCUCCAGAGCAACAAAACUAGCAACAAGCUUCAGCAAUACGUAAGAAAUUACUGUGGUUUUGCAGAAAUUACGGGAACAUCUUUCACAAAUAUUUCCGAAAAUAGAAUUUACCCAGGAACAGAAUUACCAAAUGGACAAACAGAGAUCCAAGAACAAGUAGAUACUUUGAAAAAACAUCUCAUUGAAAAGUAUCACGAGCCUACGUUUUUCUGUGCGAUUCCCUUUGAAGAUUCUGUUACUGUAGACCUAAACUCACAUUUUGCUGAUAUCUGUAUUGUGUUGAAGGACAUAAAAAACCAUCCUUUGAGGCAGCUGACAUUACCAGAUAUCCUGUCUGAGCUGAGUGACAUCACCAUGAUAGAAGGGGAAGCUGGCAGUGGGAAAACAGCUCUUCUUAGAAAGAUUGCCAUUCUGUGGGCCUCCAAGUCCUGUCCUAUACUCAACAGAUAUACUCUUGUGUUUUACAUUUCUCUUGCUUCUACCAAGAGCCCUCAGACUCUCAGGGACAUCAUCUGUCAACAACUGAUUGGAUUCUCGACAUCUCUGACAGAAGAGAGUCUGAGGGAAAUGAUACAGCAAUUAAAGGAUAAGGUGCUUUUUCUCCUAGAUGACUAUGCUAUGGUAGACUCGGUUCCAGAAACUAUCGAAGAACUAAUACUGAAGAACCCUUGGAACAGAUUGAAUCUGGCAGUCACUGUGAGCACUGAUAAAGGGUUAAGGCUGCGACAAUAUGCAAAAACCAUACUGAGCAUCCAGAGAUUUCCUUUAUACAGUUCAAUUUACCUGGUCAAAAAGCUAUUUCCACAUGAUUGCAAACAGAUAGAUGCAUUUAUUCUAGAAUUACAAACAUCUCAAAAUUUACAGGCCAUAUUACAAACUCCUCUUAUGAUUCUUGCUCAGUGUUCCUCUUGGAUUCAAUAUCCUAAUGAGAAUACAACAGGUGACAUCCAUGUAUUUAAAGAAUACAUAAAAUAUAACACCACAAAGUUCCCUCAUGAGGCUGAAUCAGUAAAUUCCCAGGUUUCUUCUUGUGGAGAACUUGCCCUCAAGGGACUGUUCAAGUCCCAAUUUCAUUUCACAGAGGAUGACUUAAAAGCAGCUGGUGUGGAUGGCGACAAAGCUAUAAAAUUUGGACUUUUGAGUAAAUUUACAGCACAGAGGCUUCAUUCAAUGUAUAAGUUCUAUGAUCCCUCAUACCAGGAGUUUCUUUCUGGAAAGAGACUCAGUGAAUUAUUGGAGUCUGAGAAACCUGAAGAUCUUGACAAAGGUUUCCAUUACCUUCAUCAGAUAAAUACUAUUCUUAAAAUGAUUGGACCUUACUGUUAUUUCCUGAAGUACGCAACCAGGGUUUCUACAAAAGCAACUGUCAAGAUUCUCUCAUAUUUGUUCAGUUUGUAUGGCAACCCUGAAGCUUUGGAUGGCCAUCUAGACAGUACAGAACACUUGCAGCGGCACCCAGAACUUAAACUCCAAGAAGAAACUUUUCUUUUGAUACUACAUACAUACAAUCCUGCAGACAUUGAUGUGGUUCUUACGAAUGCACUGAUGACAUUUGCCACUGAAGCAGCCAUUGAGAGUCAAUGUCUACCAGACUGUGCUCCCAUUAUAAUGCAGUUUCUUACAGGGAAAUCGUUGGUGUUUGCUGUUAGUCUGAUCAACAACAAUCUUGCAGAAAAAAAUCUCACUUUUAUAGAAAAUUACCCGGAAUGUCUUAGUUUGUUGAGCAGCAUCAAGUUCAGCAUUAAUGCAGAAACACAGAAAACACCACCAGAUUAUUCAAGGCUGGAGGGAUGUUUGGAAAGUUUUGGUGUCCCAACCGUAGAAAAGGAUUAUGCAGAUGCAUAUCUUCCUCUCAAUGAUAUAAAGAAAGAGAAUGAAAAGUUAAAAAAAGACUGCGCUGAAUUCUGCUCCUUUUUUCCCAGUCACAUUGUAAUAGUGGACUCCAUUAUUAACCCGUUCAAGUCUAUUAAGGAGCAUAAAGUGCCAGUUUUAAACAUCGAAGUAAUUGAAGUAAAUCAUGAUAAUUUCUCUAAAGUAGAUUGUGAACACUUUAAGGUCCUUUUUUCAAUAUCGGAUAGAAUUGAACUGGAAUUGAAUAAUUGCACAGAUUUUGUGAGCCACCUGGCACCAGCAAUUGAGCAGCACUCAAGUUCUUUCAGGAAAAUAGGUAUUUGUGACUCCUAUUUGACAGCAGAGGAACAACAUUUGAUUCUCAAGAUGUCUUCUUUAGAAUGCCUUGAUAUUGGAUGUAACUAUGGUGCAAACUACCCAGAGCAUUUGAUUUGUGGCAUACACAACUUUUCUAACUUAACAAAAGUGACUAUCUAUCUGCUGCAAAACCCUGAGGUGCUUGACCACCUUCCAAUUGAAUUUGAAAGACUGAACCGAAUGAAAAAACUUGCUUUUGGUUGCAUAGGUUUUGGUACUGGAUCAAUAAAAUUUGUUCCAAUCAUUAAACACUUUGUGGAUUUGGAGGUCCUGCACUUAUCACUUAAAUAUUAUGCAGAUUUCAGUGGUCUGAUGAACUCAAUCUCUGAAUGUAAGAAGCUGCAAGAACUGAGUUUUUUUGGAUCCUUUCUUCGUGAAGAUGACAUGGCUGUUCUUGCUGCAGCAAUGAAGAAUUUUACGUCUCUGAAAACUCUAAAUUUGGACAGACAUAUAAUUGUUGGAACAGAAGCCGCUGAGAUGUUCGCUGUAUCAUUGGGAUCCCUCAUUCAUCUUGAGAAAUUGUGGUUGCCUAUAGGAGAAGGAAUGGCUCGUGCUGCUGAACUGAUUAUUGAACAGUUUCGGUUCCUACCCAACCUCCACUUCCUAUCCAUGAAGGAGAUAUUAGAUGAUGCAAGUAUUGCAUUAUUAGGGAAAGCAGCAAGAAAGGGAUUUCUAAAGAGGCUUCACAGUCUUGAGUUGCAUUCUAAUGACAGCGUCACAGAAUCUGGGUGGGCGACUUUUUUUGAAACGGCUGCAGACAUGCCAGAGUUAAAGGUCUUCCAUAUAGCCAGAAUGCACUCUCAACCUAUUAAGUGUCAAGCCACCACCGUCACUUCCUUUGUCCGGUUUGUGUCUCGCAUGCCAGGCCUCAUUACCAUAUGGAUGAUGGGAUGGCAGCUGGAUAAAGAUGACCUCAGUAUGUUCGACAACAUGAAGAAGACUCAUCCCCAGUCCAAGAGUUUAGAAAUUAAUUGGCAGAUACCACUGCACUUAGCACCAAAUAUAGAGAAUUAAAUAUGUCUUUUAUUACUGUAUCAUAUAAGAAAACUGAC